CGAUACCAUCUACUCGUGACAUUAAUUCGCGAUUGGUUAACAAUGACCUCAGCUUAAACGUCGGGCAUAUCUUCGCUGUGAGUAAAACAGUGACAGAAUGAAAUUUUCAUCUUUGUCUUUAGGAUCGAAGGUUCACGAAAGUCGUUCGACACAUUAUAUCGUAAUUCCUUCAGUUUUAGAUUGUCAUUCGUGCACCAAGGUUACUAGAGGGAAGCUUGGACAUUCUAAACGUUCGUUUCACUGUGAAUAUUGUUUAAAAUCUAGUUAAAUUGUUGUUACUUGUGUUAUUUUUCUGUUCCAACUUGUAAUAUUUGUUUAACAAGUUGUUUAAUUUCUAAAUACUUUAUAAGGAGGAGCACCUAUAACCGCUUUUUCGAGUUGAGGGGUACACACACUCAACUCAAUUCCUGCUAAGGAUUCUUUAGAAGUCAACAUUUUUAGAAGAGGACAAGGCGAAUUUAUUUCCCUGUCAGCAUGGCCGCUGCCAACAAAACUACCCACUUAUGUGGAUCCUACCGAGAAAGUGUUUCCCACAAAUCGGCAAGAAAUAAACAUUUGUGGUACGAUAACGACAGGCCCUAUAAUGGACAAAGAGGAAUUUCUUGGAAACGAAAUUGCGGAUUUGGAUUCGUACGUUUGUGUAAAUCCGUACGACGUGAAUCCGCUAUUAGACAGUACAGAUUUGCGCUCUCUAACGCUACGAACCGAUAUUCCGCUCAAGGUCGAAUCCAGUGCCACUCCACCAAGCCAAUCCGCAAUAAACGGAGGCAUGUUUUACGAGACCCAAAAGAGAAUCAAAUUGGAAAUGGAGGAAUUUGGAGAUCUCUCCCCAUUCGUUUCACAAAGACAAAUAAUCUCAAAUUCCGUACAUGAACUUCAAACACCGAUUUUUGAUAAGUCUGCUUUCGAUUACAAUUCAAGCAUCUAUCAGAAAAACGCCCAGGCAGAUUUACACGUCAAGUUGAAAUACGAUGCACUCUACCUCGGCAAUAAUCGCCAAGGCGAUAUGUCACAUAAUUCGGAGAUUACGCAUCGAAAUAUUCCAACUUCAAUUAAUAAUCAACAAUAUUAUGAUACAACUAUAUAUUCACCUACAUCAGAAAACGGUACAUACAUCGAAAGGAAAUCGUCUAGUGCUACUUUGUUCGAUUUCGAUAUGAACGAUAGUGUUAGUGUUAAUUCUAAUGGACAUUCUUCUUAUCCGUCGCCUACGAUGGACACUAAUAAUUUAAUGACGGUUGAAACGCCCAACAAAAUCGAAGAAUCGACUUCAACGUCGAAACCUCGACUAUUUUUGGAUAUUGGAUUGAAACAACAAUCUAAUGUUUAUGAUAUUAACACGCCCAGUAUAAUAGCCGAAGUAGUCAGUUUGGAAUCGACCGGUUUCAAUAUCUUAGAUCUUGUUAACGACGAUCAGCUCGAUUUGGUAAACAAUGACAUCUUUACGACGACUACGACAACACCUUCCCCGACGCCUAUGUUUAUUACGAACCAAUCUGAGUGUUUACCAACUUUAAAUAGAUCGACAGACAAACGACCGAAAAAACGACGGCAGCUAAGCGACGAUGACGAAGAUUACGUUCCACCUAUGAAGAAAACUUCGAAGAAUGUAGUUCGAAGACGUAAAACGUCGUAUUGUACAGAUGUCGAUAGUGACGAGGAGGAAGAAGACAAACCGAAAAGGAAAGCGAGGGGAAGGCCGCCUAAAAGAGCUGAAUCUGUUUCAUCGGAAAGUUCCAAAGAUACAGAUAUUUCAAAAUACAGAGAAUUGAGGGAUAAAAAUAAUGAAGCUUCUAGAAAAUCUCGACUAAAAAGAAAAAUGAAAGAAACUGAAUUGGAAACCGAAGCGAAUGAACUUCACAACCGGAAUAUUAAAUUGAAAGCACAAGUUGAAGAACUAGAAAAAAUGGUUACUAACUUUAGGGAUAAUCUUUUUAAAAUAAUGAUUAACAAGUAGUUGUAAUAAGUAUUUUAACAUAACAUAUCUAAUAGAAACUAUAUUUCUUUGCAAACUAUGAAGAUUUGUUAUGUUUUUUUUAAUCUAAUAUAUAGUCAUACAGUGUGUUCAUAGAUUUCAAAUUUCUAUAAGAAACUUAUUUUGGUACACACUAUAUGAUAAUUUUUUACUAGUUCGUUUACUAUAUCGAUUUGGGUAUUUUUUUGGGUGGACCUGGCUAUUUGUUUCAUUUGGGUUCACCCUGAGAUCUUAUAGUAAGAUCGACUUGUGUGUUGAUAUAUAUUUUUUUUAUUAUAUUAAUGAAGAUGAACACUAACCGCACGAAACUGUUAAAAUGUAUGUACCUGCAUAUACUGUUAUUAAAGAUAUAUUUUGUAGAAUCUUAA
Molecule: messenger RNA, 2343 nt
Organism: Diorhabda carinulata
Lineage: Eukaryota; Metazoa; Arthropoda; Insecta; Coleoptera; Chrysomelidae
Exons: 7
Coding region: 584-1957 (457 amino acids)
Biological process (GO): DNA-templated transcription; regulation of transcription by RNA polymerase II
Molecular function (GO): DNA-binding transcription factor activity, RNA polymerase II-specific; RNA polymerase II cis-regulatory region sequence-specific DNA binding
Source: RefSeq, a predicted model, not a curated record